AGCAAACAGCUGACGAAUGGACGCGUAGUUUUUCUUAUUUUAUUUCCCUCUUUUUGGCUUGGCACAACCGAAUAAACUGUGGCGACGUACACUGAAUGAUAUGUACAAAUUCCUGCUACGAAUCCUGCCAAGCCAAGCUUCACACAUACUCACACUCGGACACGUCAGGAGGAACACAAGCGGAAGCGACAUGCAGCGAUACGACAGAAACCGACAGUGGAGUCGCGUAAAGGCAGAUGGACAGGGGGGAGGACACAGGUUUAACAAGGACUCCAGCUUCAAAAUCCUCUCGUACAACAUACUCGCACAGGAUUUGCUGAUAGAACACUUUUAUUUGUAUGGAGAGAACGCCACCAACUGCCUCAACUGGCGACGCCGCCUGCAGAACAUUCAGCGUGAAAUAUUGACACUCGAUCCGGACAUACUCUGCCUGCAGGAGAUGCAAUACGACCAUAUCCAUGAUCUAAUGCAUGGCCUACGCUUGGGAAAUCAGCACAGGAGACUGGAGUACAUCUACAAAAAGAAGACUGGCCACCGCACCGAUGGUUGUGCCAUCAUCUACGAUGCCUGCAAGUUCCAGCUGCUGGACCGCAGGCCCGUCGAGUUAUACGAUGUGAAUGUGAAGCUGUUGAAUCGCCAGAACGUGGCGCUAUUUGCCAAGCUCGCGCUGAAGGGGCAGCCGCAGAAGGAGUUCAUUGUGGCCACUACCCAUCUGCUGUACAAUCCGAAGCGCGACGAUGUGCGCUGUGCGCAGGUGACGCGGCUGCUCGAGCAGCUGCAGUCAUUCUCCGUUGACCCAAAGAGUGGCCAAACAACGCCCAUAGUAUUAACUGGAGAUUUUAACAGCCUGGCAGACACAUUGCCCAUGGAAGUGCUCACUGCCCCGACCAGCGGCGGCGAUGGCCCCGCGCAGCUGCUCCAAUUUGAGAAUUUAUACAUGGGCCCGCCAGUGCCACAGCUGGCAGCGUCCACACGGCAAGACCCCGGCUGGAUCAUUGUGGACUACAUUCUGCGUUCCAUAAGCGACAAAAGCACGCACAAGCUGCAGCCGUUCAGCGUCUACGACCUGCCCAUGGUCAGCGAUUGCCACCGCAUCGGACCCAUACCCAAUCACUACCUAGGAUCAGAUCACUACUCGCUGGGCGCUCUGUUUAGCAUUGUUUAGGAACAUCUUUCGACUCAUCCAAUAAAAAGAUCCGAAAUUUCUUUGUGUAA
Messenger RNA from Drosophila guanche, 1215 nucleotides. It is a transcript of the gene angel, whose product is annotated as protein angel. The transcript has a single exon. Lineage: Eukaryota; Metazoa; Arthropoda; Insecta; Diptera; Drosophilidae. The coding region runs from base 101 to 1165 and encodes 354 amino acids. Gene Ontology annotation, molecular function: 3'-5'-RNA exonuclease activity. The record is from RefSeq and is a predicted model, not a curated record.